AUGACCUAUCUAUUUUACCACGGGCUUAAUUCUAGCGUUAGCAUCCGUUCUUCUUCUGCUGCGAUUACGCAUAAACCCGGGGCAGAAACUCUUGAAGUUAUUCAGCUAAUGGCUCAGGCUACUCACAAGGAGGAGAAGGCCAUCGGGCCCUACCAUGAGGAUACUCUGCAGUCUCUCCACAUGUUAAUCGAAUGGUAUACAGACGCUGUUGGAUAUCGAGGCGCAAGAGGAUAA
Molecule: messenger RNA, 234 nt
Organism: Aspergillus ochraceoroseus IBT 24754
Lineage: Eukaryota; Fungi; Ascomycota; Eurotiomycetes; Eurotiales; Aspergillaceae
Exons: 2
Coding region: 1-234 (77 amino acids)
Source: RefSeq, a predicted model, not a curated record